Molecule: messenger RNA, 801 nt
Organism: Triticum urartu
Lineage: Eukaryota; Viridiplantae; Streptophyta; Magnoliopsida; Poales; Poaceae
Source: RefSeq, a predicted model, not a curated record
CCACCCUUAGGGCAUCACAAGCACUUAGCAGUCCAGAGCUCCAGAUCAGCUACUUGAUCUGUGCUUACUGAUCACUCGGCAGCAAUGGCAGGCAAGGCAUCGAUCGCGCUGUUCCUCGCCGUGAACCUGGUCGUCUUCUCCGUGGCCAGCGCGUGCGGGGGAAACUGCCCGACCCCGUCGACGCCCACCCCAUCGACGCCCACCCCGACCCCGGGCUCGCUCGGCAGGUGCCCACGCGACGCGCUGAAGGUGGGCGCGUGCGUCAACGCGCUGAACCUGGUCAAGGUCCAGGUGGGCAGGCCGACCGCGUUGCCGUGCUGCCCGCUGGUGGAUGGGCUCGUCGACGUCGAGGCGGCCCUGUGCCUCUGCACGGUGAUCAAUGCCAGCGUCCUCAGCAUCGUCAAGCUCAACCUCCCCAUCAACCUCAGCCUCAUCCUCAACCACUGCGGCAAGAAAGCGCCCACCGGGUUCAUGUGCUAAGCGAUCUAGCAAGGUGUGACAUGCAGCCCACGCAUACGUUGGCUGCAUGCGGCCAUGCAGAUUAGUGGUGCGAGAGGGGCAUUGUUCUGCUUGAUCAGUUGUUUUGUUUCUGCCGGUUACGUUGUUUGCUUGGUUUUGCUACUUGACGUGCUAGCCACAAGUCUGCACAUGCAUGCAUGCAUGCUACAGAGAGUACGUAUGUAGACGGUUUAAUCAUUUUUAAUGUUCUUUUUAUCGUUCUUUCUUGGCGCGUUCUUUCAUGGCUUAUGGCUUGUAUUAGUUUUGUACGAUCUGCAUGAUGAAUAAAGUUUUUCCUUACUA